GGUUACUAUGACGCUGGAGACAACAUCAAGUUUGGCUGGCCCAUGUCAUUUAGCGUCGCCCUCUUGAGCUGGGCUGCCACCGAGUACAAGGCACAGAUUUCUGCAGCUGGCCAGCUCGACUACUUGCACUCAGCGAUCAGAUGGGGAGCCGACUUCAUACUAAAAGCUCACACUUCGCCAACCACACUCUAUACUCAGGUAGGUGAUGGAUCAGACCACUCAUGCUGGGAGCGUCCAGAAGACAUGGACACGCCUCGUAAUCUAUUCAAGAUCACUGAAAGUUCACCAGGCACAGAGGUGGCUGCAGAUGCUGCUGCAGCCCUCGCCUCUGCUUACAUGGUAUUCGAGAGUGUCGACCCCGACUAUGCAACAAAACUUUUAGAGGAAGCAAAAGCACUUUUCGAAUUUGCCGAUAAGUAUAGAGGAUCAUACCAAGCCUCUUGUCCAUUCUAUUGCUCCUUCUCCAGCUAUGAGGAUGAGCUUCUAUGGGGUGCCACUUGGCUAUUCAAAGCAACUAAAGAUGUCCAAUUUCUGACAUAUGUAUCAAAUAACCAGAAAUGGAGUGAUGUUGUUCCUGAAUUCAGCUGGGACAACAAAUUCGUCGGAGCACAGGCUUUGCUAGCAAAAGAAUAUCUGGCAGGGAAGAAAGAUUUAGCUAUAUACAAGACCCAUGCUGAUGCAUUUGUUUGUUCGUUGAUGCCGGGAAGUGGUGCUGUGAGAAUCCAAACCACACCGGGAGGGCUUCUGUUCACUCGCGACACUGUUAACUUGCAAUACGUGACGAGUGCUGUUAUGGUGCUGUUUUACUACUCAAACACCUUAGAUUCAGCUGGGAUUGGUGAAGUCCAGUGCAGCUCAGCUAAUUUUACAAAUGCUCAAAUCAGAGCAUUUGCUAAAUCACAGGUGGAUUACAUACUAGGCAACAAUCCACUGGGCUACUCAUACAUGGUGGGGUUUGGCACCAAGUACCCGAAACGCAUACACCACCGAGGUGCAUCCAUACCAUCCAUCAAAUAUCAUCCAGCAAAGGUGGCCUGCGGCGAAGGCUUCGCCGAUUAUUUCAACACUGAUAACCCUAAUGCCAACAUUCAUGUCGGAGCAAUUGUCGGUGGUCCUAACUCCGGUGAUGCAUUCGGUGACGUUAGAUCAGAAUCUAUACAUUCAGAGCCCACCACCUACAUGAAUGCAGCCUUCCUGGGUGCCUUGGCACCUCUGCUCGAUGAAAAAUGUCGCUUGCAGCUGCCACUGGACGACGGAGCAUCGAUGGCAUCCACUUCCUAG
Messenger RNA from Elaeis guineensis (African oil palm), 1281 nucleotides. The record is from RefSeq and is a predicted model, not a curated record. NCBI's taxonomy places the organism in Eukaryota, Viridiplantae, Streptophyta, Magnoliopsida, Arecales, Arecaceae.